Prorocentrum cordatum is the source of this 2555-nucleotide messenger RNA. NCBI's taxonomy places the organism in Eukaryota, Dinophyceae, Prorocentrales, Prorocentraceae. The record is from the annotation of a GenBank genome assembly.
GCGCGGCCCCUCGGCCAGCACAGCAGUGGCCAUGGCGAGGUCCCCGCGAGGCGGCGGCAGCAGCAGGCGCAGCAAGUCCUACUGGAUGUGCAGCUGCGGAGGGUGGAACUGGGAUUGGCGCACCCUUGCCUUGGCUGUGGGUAUGCGGCACCGCCCUGGGCGCUGGGAGUGUCCCCCGCCAAGGCGAGGCCCAAGGCAGACAAGGGCGGAUGGGUGGACCAGCCGCGUGGGCGCCGUGUCCAGAGGCAGGCCCGCAGCGCGGCCUCGCGGACAGCCUCCGCCAAGUCUCAGACCUCGGCGUCGGCAGCGAGUGGGGCGCCCAGCGGUGGAGGAGCCGCGGCGAUCGAGAGGCUCCAGGCGGCAGUCGAGCAGCUCGAGGCGCUGCAGGCCGAGCCGCCUGACGGCGUGGGCGGCUGCUUCACCGACGUCGUGGCCAGCCAGCUGGAGGCGAAGCGCGCUGAGCUGGUCAGGGCCCAGAAGGCGAACGCCAUCAGCAAGGGUGAGAAGCGGCUCCGUGCAGCCCGCCAGGAGCUCGUGCAGGAGCAGGCGGCGCGUGACCUCGUCGAGGCCCAGCUCCAGAAGGCCCAGGAGGAGCUCGCGGAGCUCGACGCGGAGGUUGAGGAGGCGAGCCGUGCGCUCCAGGUGCUCGAGGAGGCGGCCCGCGAGGAGGCCGAGGCGCUGCGUCGCCAGCGCGCAGCCGAGUGGGCAGGAGCCAGCCAGGUGCCGGGGCUCCUCAUGCAGCUGGGGAAGUUGCCCGAGGCCUGGGGCUCCUGCAACUUCGAGGUUGCCUGGGCAGCCAUUCGCGCCCAGAUGGAGGCAGCGGUGGCCCCUGGCAGCCACAGCCAGCCGCGGAGCGAGGCCAAGCCGAGCAGCGUGGCAGCGCGCGCGGCGAGUGGCCGACGGUGGCCCAGGCAUGCAAGCGGGAGCUGGCUGCAGAGGCAGCGGGCCUGGCUCUUCUGGCUGCUCGUCCUGCUGGCCGCGCCGCUGGGGGCCGCGUCGGAGGUGCGCAGCCAGGACCAACGAGUGCCUAGUAAGGCCAGUGCGGCGGGCCUGCGCCAGCAUGAGUGCGGCCGCGCCGGGGCAGCCCGCCUGGGAGGCAAGCGGCGUCGCAGCCUCGGGGGCGUGCUGGCCCCGCCGGCGCCAGGCCAGGCCACGGCGCCAGUCGAGCCCUGCCGCUGGCGCUGGGAAGCGGGGUCUCUCCCGAUCGCCCUCCAGGAGGCCGCUUGCCAGAGGGUCCAGGUCGUCGAGAGCGCCUUGGUGGGGUUCCACGGCAUAGACGUCGGCGACCCGCCCAGGUACCCGGGGCACGCCGCAGGGCCCAGCAUUGUCCGCGAGCCCCUGAGCGCCGAGGAGGGCGAGGUCGAGGCCCUCGAGUUCGGCGCUAGCGAGUGGAGCGACUUCAUGGGCCAAGCAGGGGAGCGCUGUGCUUCGCCCGCCGACGCGGUGGUGCGGACCCUGGAGCGGUUCGGCUGGUACCUCGAGUCGGAGCGGUGCAUGGUCGCGGACCUCGGUGACGAGUUCGAUCCCAUGUUCCACGGGCCUCGGGCGCUGAGCAUUGAGGCUAGCUCGGAUGCUCGGCAGGCCUCCAACCGCCAUGAGAAGCGGAAGCUCAGCAGCGGCCCCUUCUUGCUUCGGCCUUUGUUCGGGGGCGCCAUCGGACAGCUGCUCGGGCCAGGAAUCGAGCUGUGCGUGAGGGGGCAGCGCGCGCGAGGUGCCUACAUCUCCAACGCGCGCUGGGCGAUGCGUGCCUGGAGGUGUCGCAGGCCAGUCAGCGGCAGGCUCGACGGCAAGCGGUACCUCGGCGGCUCGGCCAAGGAUAGCGAAGGGCUCCCUCCUGCUGGCGAGCGACGCCAGGUGCAGGCCGCUACGGCUGUGGAGCCUCAUUUGGCAGGAGCGGCCCUCGGCGUCGGCGCUCCCGCCAAGCGGCCGCGCCUGGAGAGCGGCCGCUCGACGGGGGGCAGCGCGGCCGCCCUCUCGGCCACCGCCGCCUUCUUCAGCAUCCUGGGGCACGCGCUCAGCUACGCCUGCGCGGGCGAAGGCGAGGGCGCCCAGGACAUCGUGACCUGCUCCAAGCGCGGGGCCUGCAAGGUGCUGGGCAGCCACGCAGGAGCCAAGCCUCGCCUGAAGGAACGGUGCCCAGGCGACAAGACGAACAAGUCAGACAGAAACCAGCGCAGCCUGUGGGAGCGAGGGCACCAUCCUGGAGGCAGGCCGCGAGCGGACAAGCAGAGAGUGAAGGGGGGGGGCAUCCCCGCUUUGCGCUCGCAGGGGCCAGUGCCAGGACACGCCCAGGUGCGCUACCUGGAGUGGCUCGGCAUUGAAGCGGAGUCUGCAGGCGGUGCCCCGGCCGCGGCCAGCAGCUCGGGCAGCAGCCCAGCUGCUCCCGCGGCGGUGCAGGCGGCGGGGGAUGCGGCUGCCAGCCUGCCCCUGCAGCGGCCAGCCUCGACGAGAGCUGGGCUCCUCGGCGUGCACGGGACCACCGAGGAGGAGUACGCAGCCGCGGACAGCACGGCGAUCGACGGCCAGGUGAGCCGCAGGGUCCGCCGCCGUCUGGG